AUAGAGGACCCCAGAUGGGAAUCAAUGAUAGUACCGAAGCUUAAUUGGACUUGUCUUUCCUCUCUUCCAUCAUUUGCCUUUUUGAGUAGAGCCACAGAGAGAGAGAGAGAGAGAGAGAGAGAGAGGGAUGACUUUGAUUUAGUGGUGAUGACUUGACCUCAACUCUUCCCAGGUUUAUCAUCAGUCUCCUUGCCUUCAUUUUCCCUUUAACUGUAAGCUCUUUCUCUCUCUCACUCACUCUUUCUCAGGUCUGAAAUAAUCAUAGAUGCAAGAUUUUUUUUUUUUUUUUUUCUAAAAAAGAAAUAUGGUGAUUGGGAUAGACCCAUUUGAGUUUUGGAGAAUCUGAAACAAACCCAUUUCAUCUCUGGUCUUUUCAAGUGUCAUGCAUGCUUCUUAGAUGCAAUAAUUGAAGAAUCUGAGGCAAACCCAUUUUGGUUCCAGGUCUGAUUCUGUUUACUUUACUUUUACUGAAUUAAAAUAAGACUGGAUUUCUAAGAGUUUCAAGGGUGCCCAAUUACCCUUUUUUUUUUAUUGCCAGUUACUAACGAUUGUUCAUUUUAAGAUUUGGGGGUUGUGUGUGUCUAUGGUGAAGUAUGCAAUUUAGGCAGUCAAAACAUAUAGAACUGUGAAUCAAUAUUCAUUUGCUUGACAAGCAAAACCAAUUGUUAGUCGAAAAAUAAUGUUGUCUGAACCCUGCGGGUCCAGCUUGCUUCUAUCUCUGCCUUAUGAUAUAUUUGCCAUAGUUUCCUGGUCCCUCUCCCCGAGGGACCUAUGUAAUCUCAGUUUAUGUUGCCGGAGUCUGUGUGCCCUCAUGGCCACUGAAAAGGUCUGGCUUACACGUUGUGAAAUGAUGGGCAUCUUGUCCCAUAGAGACCUCAUUGAGUGGCGAAAGGGUGUGUCGUCUUACAAGGCGCUUUGCCGCUUCCUCAUUUGUGUUGAGCCAUUGAUUGGAAUCUGGGUUCACCAGAACCCUGAGCUUGGCAACGUAGUCUAUGUCAUGCCCGGUUUUAUUUCAGUUGUUGGAUGCCGGAUAAUCCCCCAAGAGCUUGGUCCACUAGGCAUAGAAGAUGGCCCCAUCCUAUGGGCACCUGUCUUUGAAGUUGUUGGUAAUUCUGAUGGUUCCGCCACAUUUUUUCUACAUGGAAGAGACAAGGGACAGGACUUCUUUUAUCCUGGUUCAGUCAAGCCUGUGGAGAGGGCUUGUAAUGUGCUAUUGCUCGAGGUUGAGACUAGGCAACAGGAAAACGGGGAUGAAUUGUUGCAUAGUAAGAGUUUUGCUCCCCUUUCAGAUAAGGAUCUAAGAAAAGUUUGUAGGUCGAAUAGUGGAAUUUCAAGGUCUCAAAGGGUGCUUGGACAGAAUGAGGUGAAGGUGCCAUUCAGUCGACUGGGGUUUUGUGAUAGAAGAAAGUUGUUGCAUGUUGUUACCACCCAAGUUCGACAAAAGGUUCCUGAGUGGGCUAACGGGCCACUAUUUCCACGGUUAAGGGAUGAUGAAGAGAACUUUCAGAAGGAUCUGGUGCUCUUAUUGGAACGGAGAUCUCUGCUUAUGCAUAUGUAUAGGCAUGGUGGUUGUCAAAUUGAUUGGAAGGCAAGUCCCGAACUGUCAACUGAUCCUAGCCAAAUGGAAUUGAGCCAGAUUAGAAAGAGUCUUGAUCAUCCAAGUGGCUUUUGUAUUUCCCAUAGUGAUGAUGAUAGUCAUACACAAUACACCAAGAGAAAAGGUCUUGGUGGAUACUUUAGGGAUAGCCUCAAACAUAUCCUGGGGAAGUCCAGCUCAACAAAUGGUAGUGAUGCAAUUUCAAAGAAUGGCUCUUCUAGCAGUGAGCAUAAGCACGCACAACUUCAUGAGUUUUUGAGGUCAGAUGAUACAAUUAGACUUGCAUUGCAUGCAGCCAAUGUUAAACUAUCUUCUUAUCGAGCAUGGCCAAACAUGCAUGAAAGUCGGUUUGCCCUUUACAAGUUGCCCAUGCGGGUCCCAACAGCUGACCAAGACUAUGCUGGUUUGUGGGGAGGGACAUUUGGUUGGCCUCCUGGGAGGCCUAGUACAGAUAAGCCCGGUAAGGCUCUCUUCUUUCUUCUGCUCUCCUAUGAGGAGUCCCAAGGGCAGCGAAAUCUUAUUGCGACCAAAAUUUUGGAAGGCACCCACUAUGUUCUGCAUCCUAACGGUUCAGCAAUGUUUAUAGUGAAUAUAGAUGAACCUUCGCUGGAUCCAUUUCCAUUUGAAACUGAUGCAGAUUCUCUUCCUGUGAAUGUAAAGCAUGCUUUUAUAGGAGAGGGCAUUGCAAAUGGCUAUGGAUUUAGAUAUCCUGGCUCAAAGCCUGGUUCCCUCUUUGUUUUUCAAAAUGGUCUUCUUGCCUUUAUUUGGAAAGAAUCCAGGGCAAUCUUGACCUUGCAGAGACUUAACUUGCAAGAGCUACUUAGGAAAGGUGAACGAGUGCCGCCACUACCUCCAAUUGCCAAUUUUUCAUAUUUGACCAAGUCCUACUCAAAUGUGUUUGCAGGCUUCCCAAACAACUCAACUUGUUUGUCUUCACCAAGAUUCCCACAGUGCAAUGACAUACGGACAUCACACUUGCAACAAAACAUGCCUUAGCAAAUUGACUACAUCACCAUCCUUCUUCUAGGAGAUUUUAUUUCCGAUAUAAGGAAAUGAGUUCUUGAUAAAUUUAAGUAGGCCUUCUGGAAUCAGAGACAUCUUUGCUACUUAGGCAGUAAUAGGUUGCCCCUGGAAUCAGACAAAUCUUUUCUUCCCAAUUUGAUUGAUGCUACAGUGAGAAUCUCAAAUAUGAUGUGUUUCCCUUUCUCUAGAGUUUCCAAACGAAUGAACUUUUGAGGUGUGUACCAGGUUAUUCUUUGACUGGGAAAAAUGGGAAAAACUAUACGAAGUAAGACAUUUAUGGGCAUUUGAAUUACAGUACAAAUAAGUGAUGUGCUACCACUGCUCUGAUUCCUUGUAUAAACUACAUAAGGUUGCCUUUGGCUUCUAUUGACGGUUCAAUGACUUUGGACUUUCAUCUAUUCAUCAAAUCAUAAGCUGCUCCUCAAUGCUGCUGAAGUUCAAAUGACAUAAAGAUGGAGGCAAUCUUCAUUGUCUGAUUUGAAAUGUUCAGAGAAUUUAACAUUUCAGAUUGUUGAGAUGAUAUGAUAAUAAGCAUUAGAGAUAAGCAUCUGGGUCAAAAAGUACAUCACCCAGUUUGCUAUAAUGUUAAUGGGAGGGGAUAUUUGUAUCAAGGGAUCCUAAUAAAGGUUCUAAACGCAUUGAUGAUAGAACUUUUUUCUCACUUUCAAAUUUUCUCUUAAGCAUGGCAAUAUUUAUAUUUUAAUAUUUUCUUCAAUGCCAUGCCAAUUAUUCGCAUUUCAA
Quercus robur (English oak) is the source of this 3361-nucleotide messenger RNA. RefSeq names its product F-box protein At5g39450. NCBI's taxonomy places the organism in Eukaryota, Viridiplantae, Streptophyta, Magnoliopsida, Fagales, Fagaceae. The coding region runs from base 680 to 2593 and encodes 637 amino acids. The record is from RefSeq and is a predicted model, not a curated record. Gene Ontology annotation, molecular function: protein binding. The transcript is spliced from 2 exons.